Molecule: messenger RNA, 2131 nt
Organism: Caenorhabditis auriculariae
Lineage: Eukaryota; Metazoa; Nematoda; Chromadorea; Rhabditida; Rhabditidae
Source: the annotation of a GenBank genome assembly
AUGAAGUGUUGGCUCGUUUACAUUACACUCCUUGGGUCCAGCGCCGCCUCGACUAUCGUUCGUUUCUACAUUUUUUUUUUUUCAAUUCUCGUUUGAGAAAUGAGUUUUUUAUUGGAGAAAAAUUAAACGAUUAAGAUCAUCAUGACAAUCACAGUAAACAGCGCGUCAAAAUGUUUUUUCAAAAAUUUGAAUAACGAUGACUCUGUCUGCUUUUUUGCAGUUUUCGUUACCUUUUUAAAUCCAUUCAUGCGAACUGAGCUUCCUCGUUUUGGGUAACAACGCAUUAUUUUCGGUCGGAAAACUUGUGCCGUCGAGAAUAACAUACACGGCCGCCCACUGUUUUCUGAGAAAGUAACUUCUUAGCAGAAAAUGUUUCAACCUCAAAAAAAAAAUAAUAAAUCAUUAGGCUUUGUGAUUUCUGUGGGCUAAAUUGAAACCAAAGUCGAAGUAAGUCAGAAGUUUUCGUGAAUAAUUCUAGCGAAAUCGAACUUACUUUAUUUCUCACCCCUUUACCAAAAUAAAAAAGGAAAAAUGGAAUUUAUCAAUAUAAAAGUUAAAAAAAAAAUUAAAAUGACGUCAGCAGAACACAAAAUCAAUUACCGUUAUUUUCCACCUUUUCCCAGUUUUUCAACUCACAGCUAUUUCGUAGUUAAUAACUUCAAAAAUUGAAACGAACACUAGAAUCCAACCUCACUUUGAGCAAUUUGAAGCUGGAGAGCGAAGCGGCACUGUGUCAGACUCUGGUCGAAGAGGCGCAGCUCAACGUCGACGUCGGUCUCGAAGACGUCUCCGUCCAUCGUGGAGAGUCCUUCGAGCUGAGUUGUUCCUUCUUCGGGGCGCCUCAGGUACUGUCCUAAACCCUAUUGUUAUAUGUCAAAGAACUUGAAAAGCCCCAAUCCAAAAAGAGGUUCCUUUUGCAGCCGAAAAUCACGUGGCACCACCGCGGUCGGCGUCUCGACACACACCCUGGCGCCCAAGUGGAGACGUUACUCGGCAUGAAGCGCCUCGGCACUUCUCUUCUAGAAUCCAGUGAGAACUAGAACAAAUUUAUAAAAAAUAAAUUAACCUUGACUCACAGAAAAAAACGGUUCAAUUAGUCUCGGACUUGUCUGUGCCAUUUGGGUUUAUCGUACUUAAUUUCACUCAAAAAAAGCAUGUAACCCCAAGUGUGGACCAUAACAAAUUCCAAAAAUUAUCAGAGAAUUCGGAAAACUUAAAACUUCUAGAAAAAGUAGAAAAAGGUUUCUGAAAUUUAAAAAAAAAUUGCGAACUAAACUUUUUUUUGAAAUUUUUUCUUGAUCUCUUCAUUUUUGAAACGAUAGAUAGUCUCACGUCUCCAGAUUCGUACUUCAUUAUGUUGUUAUUUCGCUGUGCUGAUGGUUCAAGAAUUAUUUAAGCUCCAUCAUCAUGUCAGUAAAAAAAAUGUGGGCCUUCAGGAUUGAGAAUUCCUUGCGCGGAUCACCGCACGGCUGGUGAAUACUUCUGCGAAGCGACGACGCCUUGUUCGCCUCCUGUCACGUCUUCAGCGCUCGUCACGAUCAGCAAGGAGCCGUCGAGUAAGCCACCACAGUUCGCAUUGUAUAAUCGCUCGACUCCAGCCAAGCAGUGCAAAAAAGCUUCCAACGAUCCAAUAGAGCCGUGGAUUUCGUUGUCUACAGUGAGCCGUAUUGAGCUGCCGCACAACGUCGUCCAGCUCGAGUGUCGAGCUCGCGGAACUCCUCAACCAACUAUUGAAUGGCAUCGGAUCGCCGAGGACGAGACUCUCGAGUCGAUCGAGGGCAGCCCUAAUUACACGGUAAUCCAUUUCCUUGAAGAAAAUCUCGAAAAAAAGAUUAUCAUCCUCUCUUAUAAAAAUAACAUGAUUUUAUUCAUUAGAAGAUUCCGGCUUUCAUUUCAAAAGAAGAAAAACUUGAUUCAAUAAACCUUUUUUUAACAUCUAAAAGUCCUAAAAUUAAUAUUCCUAUUCACCAGCUUGAAAAAAAAACAAGACAUUUUGUUUAAGGUUAUAUACAACGGAGAUCUGAUCGUGGUGGACAACGGUGACGUGGUAACCGAGUCGUUCAGAUGCACGGCGUCGAACAGCCGAGGCGUCGCCUACGCCAACAGCACCAUCAUCUACAUGGACCGUUGA